CAGCCCCUGCCUGCACACCCUGACGCCUACAUCAAAUCUGGGUCCCUGGUUUGGAAAAAAGGUCUGGGAACCCCGGAGGCUUAAACAUCCGAGGCGCGGGCACCAUUCCAGUUUCACCAGUGCGCGCUCCCGACACGCACGGAGCGCAGACUCUCUCUCUUUCUCCCUCUCUCUCAGCCUGCUGCUGGGAGCCAGCCACGGAAACGCUCUCCAGCACUCAUAAAGCGAUGCUGCACCUGAUCGUGGGCUUUCCUGCCAAAAACAUCUACCUCAGAUGAUCAGCCCUGCCCUCUCUGAGUGAGCGAGUAUCCGGCCUGCACGGUUCUGCAGUGCGAUGCUGACAGCAUGCUUCCUAUCCGAGGAGCUGAUCGCUGUGCAGCAUAAAGGAGGCGGCGGAGAGCAGCGCGCAUUAUCACAGCGAGCUGUUGCAGCAGGGCAGCAUCAUGGAGGCUGGCUGCGUGGUUGCCGCGGUGAUUGAGAAUGCUGCCUCAGGACCCCAGGGAGAACCAGGAAGUAGUGACGUCCUUGAGAGUGAUUUGUUAUCAUCAACUGACCUUGACAAAGACGAUGCCUUACGUCAAGCUACAAUCAUUAAUCCUCCAGAGGAGAAGCAACCACAGGAGACAUCCACUACCCUGGUGAGGAGCAGUGACAUCACAGAACACCAACCUGAACCCCUCCUGCGCUCCUGCGUCAGCACAGCGAGUAUGAAGGUCAAGAACAUGAAGAAGCUAACGUUCCCCAGAGGUCACUUCCCCAGAUUGGCAGAGUGUGCCCAUUUCCACUAUGAGACUGUUGAUUUUGGCAAUGUACAGUUGGCCUUGGCAGAGGGGCAAAACGAAGGACCGAAGCCUGGACUGGACUCUAAAGAACUUGUCUUUCUGGUGCAGAUCACUUGCCAGGGUUUAAACUGGCUGGUGAAAAGAUCCUAUGAGGAUUUCCGGGUGCUGGACAAACACCUGCACUUGUGUAUCUAUGACCGUCGUUACUCCCAACUCACCGAACUGCCGCGACACGAUACCGUAAAGGAUACUGUUGAGUCAGUCACCACAAUGCUGACUAACUACCUGUCCCGCUUCUCUGCCAUCGCAGACAACAAAAUCAACUGUGGUCCGGUGUUAACAUGGAUGGAGAUCAACAACAAGGGGAACCAUCUGCUGGUUUCUGAAGAAGCUUCGAUCAAUGUCCCGGCUAUCGCCGCCGCCCACGUCACCAAGCGGUACACUGCUCAGGCCACGGAUGAGUUAACCUUUGAGGUGGGGGAUAUCGUGUCCGUCAUUGACAUGCCUCCUAAAGAAGACACGGGCUGGUGGAGAGGGAAGCAUGGCUUUCAGGUUGGGUUCUUCCCCAGUGACUGUGUGGAGCUAAUAAAUGAAAAGAUCCCUCCCAGUGUUCAAAACUCAGUGCCAAAGCCAGUGUGUAAGAAGCACGGAAAGCUUGUUACCUUCCUGAGGUCAUUUAUGAAGUCUCGGCCACCACCACAGAAGCUGCGUCAGCGUGGUAUCCUCAGAGAGCGAGUGUUUGGGUGCGACCUGGGGGAGCAUCUCCACAACUCAGGACAUGAUGUUCCACAGGUCGUUAAAAGUUGUGCCGAGUUUAUUGAAAAAAACGGUGUUGUGGAUGGCAUCUACAGACUCUCAGGCAUCUCCUCCAACAUCCAAAAAUUGAGACACGAGUUUGACUCUGAGCAGAUCCCAGACCUGAGCAAAGAUCUUUACAGACAGGACAUCCACUCAGUGGGCUCCCUGUGCAAGCUUUACUUCAGAGAGCUACCCAACCCCCUUCUCACCUACCAGCUCUACGACCGAUUCUCUGAAGCUGUGUCUGCAGCCACAGAAGAGGAGAGGCUGGUAAAAAUCCACAAUGUCAUUCAGCAGCUGCCUCCUCCUCAUUACAGGACACUGGAGUACCUCAUGAGGCACCUCUCUCGCCUGGCCACCUUCAGCUCUGUCACUAACAUGCACACUAAAAAUCUUGCGAUUGUCUGGGCACCAAACCUCCUCAGGUCCAAACAGAUUGAGUCGGCCUGCUUUAGUGGCACAGCAGCCUUCAUGGAGGUGCGAAUCCAGUCGGUGGUGGUGGAGUUCAUUCUCAACAACACAGAGUCCCUUUUCAGCCCUAAACUCAAUGCUAUUAUAAGAGAAAACACUGGAAACAACACCUUCUCAAGACCAAAGUCUCUGAUGGUUUCCUCCCCGUCAACGAAGCUGCUGUCUUUAGAGGAGGCCCAGGCUCGGACUCAGACACAGCUCGGGUCUCCAGCUACAACCCCCUGCCUUACCCCUAGUGAAUACAUCGAGGUUGGGGAGGGUCCCGAAGCUCUUUUUGGCAAAUUUCACACAGUCAUCGAACUGCCAAUGGAAAGCAGCAAGCGGCCUCUUGCGAAGUCGAAGAAGUCCCCCGUGGGGAACUGGCUGUCUUUUUUCCACCUGGGCAAGUCCCACUCUGUUUCCAAGCGUAAACUGAAGCGACACCCCAGUGAACCUAACGAGAUAAAGAGCAUAGCACUGCCAGGAGGACGAGGAGAUAGCGGUACACUGCGAUCUACUAAAAGUGAAGAGUCUCUUACUUCUUUGCAAAAUUUAGGAGGAGGACCUCCAAGUUACCGUCCCCUUAGACCUCGUUCGACCAGCGAGGCUGUUUCUGCCAACAGUAGGGAAGACCUGCACAACUCCAGAAGUAAAGAUGACCGCCGAGCUCACCAACUGAAUGACAGUAAACGUGAUGCUGACAGAGGCCGCACAGUGGUUUCCUCUCAAAACUCGGAGGACGAUCUUGACCUUUCUCCACCAGCUGUGGGCAUCUCGACCUUAGAUUUUGACCCCAUGUCUUUUCAGUGCAGCCAGACUCCUGCGAUGCAACACGGCAGAGAAGGGAACAGGUGGAGGAAAAGUGUGGGAUGUUCCAAUGAAUCAGAGCCCAUGUCCUCUCAAAAGAACAUCGGCUGCUCGCACUCUCCAGAUGUCAGCCCAGCUCUGUGCAAAAGUGGGAAAAAAGUUGCCUUGAAGCAUCUCUCCCCCAAAGUGAGGAAGAAAUCAUUAAAAAUGCUGGCAGAUGUUCAGAAUCCCGCGCCAUCUUCCUCUCCUAAUGUGAAUAAGUGUGAGGCUGCCGUGGCAGAUGGUAAAGAGCCAAGAGCGUUGUUUCAGCACAGCAGCCCGAUCACUACAACGAGUCAGGCAUCAGCUGUGACAGACCUCAGUCAGUCUGCACAGAACCUCCCUGAUCCAGGAACAGAUAGACUUAUGAGUUCAGUCUCUGUUUUCCCUCCUCACCCUCCUUCGAUGAGUGCUGCACGCAAGUUGGCUUUGGCCCUGGCUGAAUCUGCGCAGAAGGCUAGCAGCGCGUCUCAAAGAAGAAGCCAUGAACAUGACUACAGACUGCAGCGACCCUCUGUUCUUGAUCUCAAAGUGCAUCCUCCAGAGUACCGUGGCCUUCACAUCAGCUCAGGUUCCCAGUGGCAAGCAGCCGCGGAGACUCGCCACUGCCCUCAUCCUGUCCAGUUCUCACCUUCGCACCCCUUCUUGGAGCCACUGCAGGUUGGCGAAGGUCAGGAAAGCGUGUACAAUUUCACUCCUAAUGUCAGCCCGCUCGGGUCGGGGAGCAUGGACGAAGGCAGCACUGAAGGGAGGGAGCACAGAGAGGAAAGAGAGCCAGAGGUCAAACAAGAACAGUACACUUACCAGAGUGUUGGAGUUUCAACACCCUGUCAACCUGUCUGCUCAGCAAGGAGCCCACCAGCCUCUCCCGAGUAUGCCAAGACUGACUCUGUGGAUGCUUUUAAUUUCAGAUCUGUCCUGGCAGAGUCUUUAAUGCCUGCCUCUAUCAAACAGGUCUUCCCACGCCAACUGCUGACUUCUUCACGUCAUCACUAUAGCCCAGAGGAGGACAGGCCACCCGGCAUGCUUGAGGAUGUCUUCAGUAAUCACCACCAUCAUCAACAGCAGUACCAUCACCGUCCGAUUCAUGCAGGUCGAACACCUGUGCCUCACUACCCUCGGCCCAGCGCUCUGCCACCUCACCUCUCUGGGCAUAAAGGCCUGUACAGGCAGUCCUCUGAGAGCCGCUACAGCUCCUUAGGUUUGAAACAACCUCUGUCAACCCAAUACAGGUGCUACCAGAGUGACUUCCACAGGCAACAGGGGCAACGGCAGAGCUCAGAAGACAGAGCAGCAAGAAAUCCGGCCAUCCGGAGGGCACACUCCUUCCAUGCCCCACAGAUCAGUCAUUACGAGCUGGCAAAACCAGAAAUCCUGCCUGUUGAGACUAUGUUUUAUGUGGAGCAGAAGACAAGCCCUGAGGUGCCCUAUCAAGGACUAAUCCAGGCCAGCCUAAACCCUGUACGGACACAAUUUGAGAAAGUAAGGCCUGAACACCACUACAGCCACUAUUCCGACUCUAAUUCGGGAGAUCCAAGAUCUCGUUAUUUUAUAGAUCCCCAUCGGCAAAGUGGCAUCCGUCACCAUCAGACCUACACUGUUCACUCCACAAGGGAAGGGGAACAGUCGGAUUACUACAACUACUCUCCACGCCACGCCCCUCCUGUGAAUAGGGAGCUUUACAUAGAAAGCAGAGACACUGUGGUUUAUGAGGCUAGUGAUGCAGAGGUUUUUGAAAGGGUUGUAUAUCAACCAGUUCAGCAGGAGAGACAUAAAAGCACGUACCCCUCUGUGUCCCCCUGUGAGACUGCAGACUCACCAAGGGACAUAAUGCACACAAGGAGUAAGUCGGACCCUGGAAAUGCCAACUUGCUCUCUGCCCACAACAUGGAAGGCCAAACGACUGUAGCUACAUCCCCAACCUCCACAAGAAUUCGGUCUCAGCAAGCGUACCCCCAGGUCACCAGGCAAAGUUGUGGCCAUCAGUCUGGCACAGAAUUUGGACCAACGAGACGGAUUCAUAUCAAAGAAGGCUACUCGCAGCAGCCACUUCUCCGAAAAGUCCCCUCACUGCCAGAAAGAGGCUGCCCCAACCUGAAAAGCAUUGAGCACAGUCACAAGUGCCAAACGAGAGGCUUUGAACAAAAUCCAUCAAUGCUGGCUGGUGCUGCAAAAUCCAGCAUUCUGAGAAGACCGCUGCGCUCACAGAGCACCAGAGAACACCGUCACUACUAUCAUUACCACUCCAAAUCUCCCCUGGAUCCGGAACAUCUGGAAUCCUUCCCUGCUCACCUCAACAGACGAACUCAGAGUACUAAAGUCAAGCCCACACACCAUAACCACAUGGAGGGGUAUUACGCUGCGCCAAGAUCCAAAUCCACUAGAUCCGGCAAAGCUGCCACAGGAUAUAUACCUAGCCAGAGCUGCAUGUCUCCACAUGGGCAGAGACUGCUGUCCAAGGUUAUGGGUCAUGAAGCUUUUUAUCAUCCUGCUCUCAGAUCAGAGGCUGGGGUCUAUGAGUGAUCUUAUACCACUGCUUUCAUAUCUGAUUCCAUGUUUGGGCCAAAGGACACCUGCACUUUAUCCUCAGCCAGACCAACAAACAGAGUUUUGUUUUAACCUUUAGGAGCUGCUAGAAAUGAGUGAAAUGAGGGUGGUGGGGACUAUGCUAUUGGUACUUUUUUGUUGCAUUAAAUUUCAGAAAAGUUUAAAGGGAACAAACUGGUUAUUUUAACACUUAACAUUUGGAAAUAGGUGUAAGAAGCAUGUUUAAAAAAAAAUACUUUUUAUGUCUGGACUACAUAACAAGGGAUAACAAGGUAAAGUAAUGUGUUUUAAUAUGAUUUUUAAGUUUAGGAAUAUGUAUAAAAUAACUUAUUUUAAAAUGUACUAUACUGACAGAUGUGGACAGAUUUAUUGGCACCCCUGAUAAAGAUGAGAAAAAUGAAAUAAAUUCAUAUUUUAUCGCAGAAGCAAAAUGUCACUAAGUCUUUCAAUCCGGUUAAAUUUAUGCAGAGUUGAAAGAAAUCUGUGUAGAUGAUGACAUCACAGCAACAGAAAUGUGCCUGUCCUGAUGCAGCAGAAGAAAUUCAACUCCGUAACCUUGAUCCUAAUAUGUAUGUACUAUUAGGAAUAGGAACACAUCAAAAAUAGCACAUGUAAUGCAAAGACGUAGAGGAUUAAGGUUCUACAAAAUCCCCUUCAUUUCUUAAUGUUCCAAAACACACAUUUUUCAAUUAGCCAAUAUAUUUAGCCAGAUUGGAAACAAGAACGGUGUUUACAGAACUGCAGGAAAGAGUACCAUUUUGGAGUCACGAAGUCUUUAUAACAGUUUUGGAGGGGCUAUCCAGGAAAAUGCUUUUCUGUCCUACCUUUACAAAUGUAAACAUGUGGAGUUGUCUAAAUUCUACUUGAACUUUUAACUGAAAAUAUAUCCUUUGGUGAGAUGAGAUUAGGAUCAGGCAACAAACAGGCUAGGUAGGUCUGCCGUAAGCAUGAACCGUGACAGAGUACCUAAUCCCCACUGGUAAGUAUGGUGGAGGAUCUGUAAUGCUGUGGCUCUGUUCAUCUUCCAAAGGUCCUGGGAACUGUCGAGUGUAUUGAAUCCGGAACUCCUGAAAAACAUCUUUGGCAUGCCUUCAAAAUUCUGUGAAUUAGUACAACUCAGUGCAGCUGUAGUGCACAAAGCAUACAAUAAUUUCAUUUAAAACUGUUGUCAGAAGUUGCUAAAUAAAAAUGAGCUUUGAGAUAAAUGUUUAAAAAGUAAAUGUCAAGUCAAAUAAAACGCACUGUACAUCUGUACAAAGCAUUGUGCAAGGUGUAAAUCUUUAAGAACAAUUAUUUCUUAAAAUAUUUUUACUAUCUGAAUAAAUGUACUAAAAUGAGAGGUCGGAUUUCUCAAAAAUACUUAGUGCCAUAACAUGCUACUGCAAUAACUAAUGGUUUUAUUUUAUGUCUUCAUCCCUACCAAGUGUAAAUCAUCCCCACCAACGGUGCCAAUAAAUGUGUAUAGGAGUAACACACAUCUAACAUGUGGCCAAUGUAUUGUAUAUUUGUUUUCUAUUCUACAAUCUGCUCAGACUUCAACAAGCACUUUUGAGGAUAACUGUGUAUGAAACACACUGUCUUAACAUGGUGUAGAUGGACACAUAAAGCUUAUAUUUUUCUGUAAGAAGCAGCUUGCUCAGAAUUAUUGUGAAAUGCUAAAUAGCACUUUUCGGGGGGUAAAAUCUAAAGAUAACCUCAUGCUUUCUAACUUGUCAGGGGUCGCUCACAAACUCUUCUUGUUUGAUGCUAUCUAAAAGCAGUAAGUGCUGUAUGAUUUCUGUUAAAGUCAAAGCUAAAUAUGCUGGAUACAAGGCAAGUCAGCUUAUGCUCUUAGAUAAAAGUGUAUUUUGUAUGGCAUUGUGGUUUUGUCAUAAAAUAAAAAAAAUACUUCCUCUUUACAAACUUUUAACAAUGUGAUGUAUUAUAUGGAAACAUGUUUUAUUCAUUUUAUCAAACAUUUUAAUCAAGAUGCUAUUUCAAUUUAAAAUGGGUAAAUGAGAACAUUCUGUUAAGACAUGUUACGAGUUAUUUUAGUGACAAAAAAUAAAGAUAUAUUGUCAGUUAUAA
Girardinichthys multiradiatus is the source of this 7490-nucleotide messenger RNA. RefSeq names its product Rho GTPase activating protein 32a (gene arhgap32a). The record is from RefSeq and is a predicted model, not a curated record. Bases 444 to 5399 code for a protein of 1651 amino acids. Gene Ontology annotation, molecular function: GTPase activator activity; protein binding; phosphatidylinositol binding. The transcript is spliced from 22 exons. Gene Ontology annotation, biological process: small GTPase-mediated signal transduction. Gene Ontology annotation, cellular component: actin cytoskeleton; Golgi apparatus; cell cortex. Lineage: Eukaryota; Metazoa; Chordata; Actinopteri; Cyprinodontiformes; Goodeidae.